ACGGUGCGCAGUCACGUAGCUAAAAACAAAUUUUUGUUUGGUUAAAAAAAAACUUAGGAUUUGUAAACUAAUAUUUGUGUAAAAAUCUACAUGAUAUAAUAACACAAAAUGUCGGCCAAACAUUUGCGAUUACGCUACUAUACCUCAUAUGAGGAGGCGAUACUGGUGACUUUGUGGCGCGAAAAAGUUACUGAGAUAACUUCAUAUAAGGAGAAUUUACCCAUCUUUCGGGAGAUUUCUUUUGGACUGCAACAAUAUGGAAUUAAAUUGAAUAAGCAGGAAGUGCGACGACGCCUUAAUAGUUAUAAAAAUAAAUACAUAAUCGAAAGCGGACGCAUAUUGGCGGAUAAGGAGUACAUCUCGGAUUGGCGUUUAUAUCCAUUGGUGGAAUGUGUCCUUAAUCCAAGUGAACCUAGGCCCGAUGUCCACCAUCAGAGAAGAGUUUUGGCACAGGCAGAGACUAAAAUAAGACAGGAAAUUCCAGAUUUUCGUCCAUAUGUGUUGACUCCCAUGAAUCAUUUACGAUUCAAUCACGAUCCCGAUGGUUGUGCCUUUAUAGAGAGGGGAGAUUACGAAGAUCCAAGUGCGAAUCCUGAACCCAUCUACUCACAUGACACACAAUUUAAGACUGAUGAGCACAUGGACGAUGAACAUGAUGAAUGGCCAUCGAGACGGCCUCCUUUGGCACCGGCCAAUCGAAGUUUGGAGACAUUUGCCAUAGACUCAGAAGCAUCGCCAUUUACUGUUCCCAAUCUUGCAUCCACUGCAAGACAAAGACGACGGCGCAGCAUUAUGCCACGCACAGGACUCAUUACCCUUGCUCACAUUGAACGUUUGCGCAAGGAAAACGACGUGCUUGAGGAACAAAAUGAUUGCUUUAUAGCCGAUCUUGAAAUGAGAGAACUUCAGUUAAAGGUUUUAGAGCAGAAUUUCAAAAUUUGGAUACAAGGACAAGAGACUGUUCUAAAGAAUCUUCAAAAGACACCCGUUCCUUAGUUUGUUAUCCCAAAAAACGCCAUUCAAUAUUCUACUUGUUAUACAUUUGUACAAAUAAUACAAAUGUUUAUAUUUUUUUCUAACAAAAAAUGAUUAAUGAAUUUAAUAGCUUUAUUUUCCAAACUGUUGUAGAUUUGAUUUUGGAAUCAAUUUUGUUUUUUUUCUAAUUAUUCGAGUUCCUUUCUUAGCAUAAGCCAUAGAAACCUAAUCUAAGUGACAACAAUGUACAAAUUGAAUUACAUUUAAGACGUGUAUAUUUUUUUUAGUUUCUUUACAUCCAAAUAAAGCCAACAUGAAAUUCGGCUAACGGCAAGGAUAUUGACAAUAUAAAGUGCAAA
Molecule: messenger RNA, 1334 nt
Organism: Drosophila willistoni
Lineage: Eukaryota; Metazoa; Arthropoda; Insecta; Diptera; Drosophilidae
Exons: 2
Coding region: 109-996 (295 amino acids)
Biological process (GO): positive regulation of DNA-templated transcription
Cellular component (GO): nuclear body
Source: RefSeq, a predicted model, not a curated record